AUGCGACGAUUCUCUCGGUCUUAUUGCAGCUGGGUUGGGAUCGCUUACGACAACCAAAUUGCUCAGCUUCCGUUUGGACUGAUUCUGAAAUGGUCUGAUAGCACUAGACUGGAAGAGGUGCUAGCUAUGCAGGUAGCUAGAGCAGCUGGCUUCCCGGUUCCAAGAGCGAUUUGCUAUAGAGACCAUCCAGAUACUCCACAUGCUCCUGUCUCAAUAUUGAUGGCUCGCUUACCUGGUAACGAAUUAGGCCAAGUGUAUGAAACACUGAGUAGUGAAGACAAAAAGUCGGUCUUAAAAGGGCUCAAAACCUACUUAGAGGCGAUGCGUGGAUGGACAAACCCGUGGGGUGGAAAGAGAAUCUGCUCUCUGUUAGGUACUUCGAUUAGGAGCGUUCGCAUUCCUAACCACUUUGCUGGUCCAUUUGAGUCCGAGGAAGAAUUUAACGAAUAUCUUAUCCGAACUUCUUGGUCGGGUGGUUUCUCGUCCGAAUCGGCAUACAAUAAUGCACUGAGCCUUGCUAAAGGUAUAGACAAGAUGUCACAUCGUAUUGUCUUUACCCACAGCGAUCUUAAACCACAUAAUAUCCUUGUCAGUGGGAGCCGGAUCACAGGCUUUCUAGACUGGGAAUCGGCAGGUUGGUACCCUGACUAUUGGGAUUUCACCACAGCAUUGAGAUUCACACGGGAGGAAUUUUGGUGGUACAGCUUCGUGAUGGGCCUAGGUGGUGGCGCGUAUUUGGCGGAGUUGGAAUGUGAACGUGCAUUGACUUCUCUAACAAGUGCUUCAUACUACUGGUGA
This is a messenger RNA of Penicillium oxalicum, 798 nucleotides long. RefSeq names its product aminoglycoside phosphotransferase family protein. NCBI's taxonomy places the organism in Eukaryota, Fungi, Ascomycota, Eurotiomycetes, Eurotiales, Aspergillaceae. The record is from RefSeq and is a predicted model, not a curated record. The transcript has a single exon. Gene Ontology annotation, molecular function: protein kinase activity; ATP binding. Gene Ontology annotation, biological process: protein phosphorylation. Bases 1 to 798 code for a protein of 265 amino acids.